Messenger RNA from Lathyrus oleraceus (garden pea), 722 nucleotides. Its product is annotated as general transcription and DNA repair factor IIH subunit TFB5-like. The transcript has 4 exons. Gene Ontology annotation, cellular component: transcription factor TFIIH holo complex; transcription factor TFIIH core complex. Lineage: Eukaryota; Viridiplantae; Streptophyta; Magnoliopsida; Fabales; Fabaceae. The record is from RefSeq and is a predicted model, not a curated record. Gene Ontology annotation, biological process: nucleotide-excision repair, preincision complex assembly; transcription initiation at RNA polymerase II promoter; transcription by RNA polymerase II. The coding region runs from base 326 to 538 and encodes 70 amino acids.
AGACAUUCGUUCGAAUUCACAUGCUCAACAAAAGAAAAUCUCACCUUUGGCGACGACGAAUCAGAUUAGGGUUUCAAAAGUGUAAUUGGUGUUCAAAGGAGCAUCCUGCAAAAUCCUCUUUCAUGUGCUCAGCUUGGAUCGGCCUAUUUUGAUGCUAAAACCGAAAACGUGAAAAUGGAGCAUUGGUUUCGGUUCCGUUCUAUUACCGUUUUUCUGUUUCUGUUUUAGGUACCGGUAAUAGAUCCUCGUUUGCCGGAGCCGCCCUGCAAAAGAAUUGCCUGCAGCAGAUCUGUAUUCUUCUAUUACUAUCUUUCCAGCCAUUAUCAUGGUCAAUGCAACAAAAGGCGUCUUCAUUUCCUGUGACAUACCUAUGGCUCAAUAUAUCAUAAAUAUGAAUGCUUCAAUGCCUGCAUGUGACAAGUUCAUAAUACAUGUCUUGGAUAGUACUCACAUGUUUGUUCAACCCCAUGUCGAGCUAAUGAUUCGGAGUCAAAUCGCAAAGUUUAGAGAAGACAAUACAUAUGUCAAGCCUUCUUGAUUCAAUUUCAAUUUCAUCUUAGGAAUAUAUAUGUUAUUUUAGUUCUUUAUCAUGUUGGAAAACACUCUUCUAUUGAUGUUGAUGUUGAAAUGCCUUUUGAAAAGUUGUAUAGACACAUGAUACAACUAUUUUGGUUAAAUUCAUAAGGAACUGGUGCACUAUAAACAUGACCAACUUGAUAACA